GCCGCCGCCGCCGCCGCCGCCUCAAAAUUCAAUAAAAUGAGCUCUUAUUUCGUCAACUCACUGUUCUCCAAAUACAAAACUGGGGAGUCCCUGCGCCCCAAUUAUUAUGACUGCGGCUUCGCCCAGGACCUGGGCGGCCGGCCCACCGUGGUGUACGGCCCCAGCGGCGGCGGCAGCUUCCAGCACCCGUCGCAGAUCCAGGAGUUCUACCACGGGCCGUCGUCGCUGUCCACCGCGCCCUACCAGCAGAACCCGUGCGCCGUGGCGUGCCACGGGGACCCCGGCAACUUCUACGGCUACGACCCGCUGCAGCGGCAGAGCCUGUUCGGGGCGCAGGACCCGGACCUGGUGCAGUACGCCGACUGCAAGCUCGCGGCCGCCAGCGGCCUGGGCGAGGAGGCCGAGGGCUCGGAGCAGAGCCCGUCGCCCACCCAGCUCUUCCCCUGGAUGCGCCCGCAAGCAGCCGCCGGACGCAGGCGAGGCCGACAGACCUACAGCCGCUACCAGACCCUGGAGCUGGAGAAGGAGUUCCUAUUUAACCCCUAUCUGACUCGCAAGCGGCGGAUCGAGGUGUCGCAUGCGCUGGGACUGACAGAGAGACAGGUCAAAAUCUGGUUCCAGAACCGGAGGAUGAAGUGGAAAAAGGAGAACAACAAAGACAAGUUCCCCAGCAGCAAAUGCGAGCAGGAGGAGCUGGAGAAGCAGAAGCUGGAGCGGGCCCCGGAGGCGGCGGAGGAGGGCGACGCGCAGAAGGCCGACAAGAAGUAGGCUC
Messenger RNA from Eptesicus fuscus (big brown bat), 772 nucleotides. RefSeq names its product homeobox B8 (gene HOXB8). The record is from RefSeq and is a predicted model, not a curated record. Gene Ontology annotation, biological process: regulation of transcription by RNA polymerase II. The coding region runs from base 37 to 768 and encodes 243 amino acids. Lineage: Eukaryota; Metazoa; Chordata; Mammalia; Chiroptera; Vespertilionidae. Gene Ontology annotation, cellular component: nucleus. The transcript has 2 exons. Gene Ontology annotation, molecular function: DNA-binding transcription factor activity, RNA polymerase II-specific; RNA polymerase II transcription regulatory region sequence-specific DNA binding.